CCUCCAUCUCUCAUGUUUGCUCUGUGCUUGCAGGGGCAUGCAUCCCCCCGGAGGAGCAUCGAGUGAUCUUUUUGGAAGUCCAGAAGAAGUUGUUCCUUCAAGUCGACCCAACAGGAUGGCAUCGAAUAUUUUUGGACCAACUGAAGAACCUCAGAACAUGCCUAAGAGGACCAACCCCCCAGGGGGAAAAGGAAGUGGCAUCUUUGAAGAAUCCAUGCCUGUGCACACUCGACAGCGUCUGAACCCACCUGGUGGGAAGACCAGUGACAUUUUUGGGUCCCCAGUGACGGCUACUUUACCCUUGGCACAUCCCAACAAACCCAAGGACCAUGUGCUCUUGUGUGAAGGAGAAGACCAAAAAUUGGACCUUAAAGCUGCCAUGAGCACCUUGCCCAGAGAAGAGCCAGGUGAGAAAGGUGGCCCAAAAGAAGCAGACUCUGCCCAGGAGCCCCAGCCCACACCCACGGCUGACAACCAUGAGCCCAGGCUGGGCCCACGUCCUCGAUCUCACAACAAAGUCCUGAAUCCACCUGGAGGCAAAUCCAGCAUCUCCUUCUACUAGAGAAGCUAUUGCUUCCCCUGUAGCCAGAUAAGAAACUCGAGAGAUAGGAUUUCAAAUAUUAUAGUUUCCUUUAGCCCAAAGGAACGGGGGUGGGGAGAGGGUCUGUCGUGUAUCUGAAGCCACUGCUCAGGCUCCCCUGCCACCACGAGAGCCACAGAGGACCUCACCUUCCAGACUGCCGAGAGACAUAUCUUUGUGGGGGGCUGUGAUGCCGUGGUGAACAGUCCUACGUAAUUUUGGAGGAACUUUCAGAUGGGCUGGGUGGGGAGCUGGUGCAAGGCUACAGGGGCCCUGAUGAAGUGAGACCUUCCAAGUCCUGGUUGCAUCAGUGACCUGCCAGCCAAUUGGGUAUCUAGGAAUCACUCCACACAGUAGCAGAGUUUAAAGCCUCAGAAAGAAAGCCAAAAACCACCUGUGCAUUGGGCGUAAGCCGAGACACUAGUCUCCAUUCUUGGGACUAUUGCUGCUAACCCGAGACCUCCUUUGCACCCAGGCACAGAGUAUUCUGCAGUCUUUUCUUGAAACAUUUUGAGUGCUUUCCCUCGGCAGCUGUCAACAAAAACCAAAAAGUUUUCUCAGUCUUAUGCUUUAUGGAGAGAUUUUGUACCUUGAUCCUCUGGGGUGAUCUAUCUGCCUUUCACUCACAAUGGACUGGACUCAGUCUCUUCACAGACUGGUUUUGCUUAUGAAUUGUUUUGGGUUGUUUUUUUUCUCUUAUCCUUAAAUUUCAGCCUUAGCUCUUCAACACUAAUGUGGACAGUUCAUUUAUCUGCAAGGCCCACUGACUUCUGUAAGACUAAAACUCUAUCCAGAUACAUAAUUGGGUUAUUUAAAUCUUUCAUGUGUCUUUAUUCCUGUUGACAUUGGGAAGAAGAUGUUUGAGAACUUUGAGUUCUUUAAUAAUAUCUAAAGAGCUAUUCUUAAAUACCAGCUUUACAUAAGUGACCAUUGACUCUGGUCUGUUUCUGACACCUCUCUAGAAAAAAGUCAGUUGCUCAGGUACGCCAAAGAGGAAGAAAAGUUUGCUUAGGCCACCCUUUAUAAAGCUUUGCAGAACCUUUGGACCAUAAUUCAGUUUCCAGAAGAGACUUGGAGACCUUAGGCUAGGUGAUUAGUUUGGCAAAAAAGCCUUAACUGGCCAAUUCUGUGAUAUUUACCAGCAAAGGUAACGACCUGGCAAGUUGUGUUGCUUUAAUCUGUCAGGCAGAAGUUUCUCCCAUUGAGCCUCCUAAGAGUUACAGUCUACAUCACUCAUGCUGGACCAGUAGUUAAUAGAGGGGAGAGAGGGUUUGUGUGGUGGUUGCUGUUGGUGUGGGUGCCUGCAGAGCUAAUGCCAGGUGCUGGAAAUGUCUUCAUCGUCAAAAUUGAGAAAAGAAACACGUGUGUUUAGUGAUAGCCACCGUGGCUGAGACACUAAGUGCCUACAGGAGCUGCCUCCCAAACCCCUUACACCCAGCACAGUGAGGGGAUCUGCAAGUGGCUUUGUCAACCAAAGAGUGUCCCUCCUUUCAGUUAUCCUGCUGACUCUGGAGCCAAGAAAUAGGUAUUUCAUGUGACUUUAUCAAGUACUUCCUGUCUCCAUGUUUAAAAUGGUAAUUUUUAAGAAAUUGUUUGGAAUUCAGAGUAUUUUUCCCCCAUUAAGAAAUGUCACAAAUGGUGGUUAACUUUUAAGCCCAAACACACUAAUUUGUUUAACUUAUAAUGAAAUGUACUAAUGGUAGAAAUGAACUGCCAUUUGUAACUACGUUUUGCUUUUAAUACACAAGAAAAUAAUUGGUGAAUUCCAAAUUGGGUUGCUGGCAUUGUGCUGCUGGCCCUUGCGGUGUCACCCCCACCCUCACUGUCAGCCAAAUGAGAGGAAGGACUCUAGUUCUAUCCACUGGCAGAGAUCCAUGAACUCUUAGCAUCCUGUUAUCAACCUCUUAAGCUGCAUUGAAAAAUUACCAGUCUAUUUUUAUUAAGCCUUAAAACUUUUUAUGUGCAUUUGGUGCCAACUUUUUUCUAGAGCUGUAUCAAAAACAACAAACCUGUACUCACAUCACAAUGUAAUUUUGAUAGGAACAUUUUGUUAUUUUUACAAGGCAGAAUUGGGUGUAACAGUUGAAAUAAACUUCGUAAUCAUGUAUGCAG
Myotis brandtii (Brandt's bat) is the source of this 2692-nucleotide messenger RNA. RefSeq names its product hematological and neurological expressed 1-like (gene JPT2). The transcript has 4 exons. The record is from RefSeq and is a predicted model, not a curated record. NCBI's taxonomy places the organism in Eukaryota, Metazoa, Chordata, Mammalia, Chiroptera, Vespertilionidae. The coding region runs from base 38 to 562 and encodes 174 amino acids. Gene Ontology annotation, cellular component: nucleus.